This is a messenger RNA of Arabidopsis thaliana (thale cress), 1718 nucleotides long. It is a transcript of the gene UGT74D1, whose product is annotated as UDP-glucosyl transferase 74D1. Gene Ontology annotation, molecular function: UDP-glycosyltransferase activity; UDP-glucosyltransferase activity. Bases 195 to 1565 code for a protein of 456 amino acids. The transcript is spliced from 2 exons. Lineage: Eukaryota; Viridiplantae; Streptophyta; Magnoliopsida; Brassicales; Brassicaceae. The record is from RefSeq and is marked reviewed.
AAAUCACUAACCCACCAACCCCUUUUAACUUUUCUAUUUGGUAAAGAGACAUAUAGAAACAAAUCUUUUAUAUUAAAGUUGCCUAUAACUACUAUUUUCUACGUUGCAUACUUGCAUAUAUCCGAUAAAUACUUCCGUCAUAACAGAGUAAGAGUUUGUAUGUAACAAAUUUCAACAAAAAGAAGAGAAAAACAAUGGGAGAGAAAGCGAAAGCAAAUGUGUUAGUCUUCUCAUUUCCGAUACAAGGUCACAUAAACCCUCUCCUCCAAUUCUCAAAACGCCUACUCUCUAAAAACGUCAACGUCACAUUCCUCACCACUUCCUCCACCCACAACUCCAUCCUCCGCCGUGCCAUCACCGGCGGAGCCACUGCUCUUCCUCUCUCUUUUGUCCCCAUUGACGAUGGAUUCGAGGAAGAUCACCCAUCUACGGACACAUCUCCCGACUACUUCGCAAAGUUCCAAGAAAACGUAUCUCGAAGCCUCUCAGAGCUUAUCUCCUCGAUGGACCCAAAACCAAACGCCGUCGUUUACGACUCGUGCCUGCCUUAUGUCCUCGACGUUUGCCGGAAACAUCCUGGCGUUGCUGCGGCGUCGUUUUUCACUCAGUCCUCCACCGUGAACGCGACCUAUAUUCAUUUCUUGCGUGGAGAGUUUAAGGAGUUUCAAAAUGAUGUCGUUUUGCCUGCAAUGCCUCCGCUGAAGGGUAAUGACUUACCGGUGUUUCUGUACGAUAACAAUCUCUGCCGGCCGUUGUUUGAGCUCAUUAGUAGCCAGUUCGUGAAUGUUGACGACAUUGACUUCUUCUUGGUUAACUCUUUCGACGAACUCGAAGUCGAGGUGCUACAAUGGAUGAAAAACCAAUGGCCGGUCAAGAACAUAGGACCGAUGAUUCCAUCAAUGUACUUAGACAAACGAUUAGCAGGUGACAAAGACUACGGAAUCAACCUCUUCAAUGCCCAAGUCAACGAAUGCCUUGAUUGGCUUGACUCAAAACCGCCCGGUUCAGUGAUCUACGUGUCUUUUGGAAGCUUGGCCGUCUUAAAAGACGAUCAAAUGAUAGAAGUCGCGGCUGGUCUAAAACAAACUGGCCAUAACUUCUUAUGGGUUGUUAGAGAAACUGAAACAAAGAAGCUUCCAAGCAAUUACAUAGAGGACAUUUGUGACAAGGGAUUGAUAGUGAAUUGGAGUCCUCAAUUACAAGUUCUUGCACAUAAAUCAAUCGGUUGUUUCAUGACUCAUUGCGGGUGGAAUUCGACUUUAGAGGCAUUGAGCUUAGGAGUUGCUUUGAUAGGAAUGCCGGCUUAUAGCGACCAGCCGACUAAUGCUAAGUUUAUUGAAGAUGUGUGGAAGGUUGGGGUUAGGGUUAAGGCAGAUCAAAAUGGGUUUGUUCCGAAGGAAGAGAUUGUGAGAUGUGUUGGAGAAGUUAUGGAAGAUAUGUCGGAGAAAGGGAAGGAGAUUAGAAAAAAUGCUCGGAGGUUGAUGGAGUUUGCAAGGGAAGCUUUGUCUGAUGGAGGAAAUUCUGAUAAGAAUAUUGAUGAGUUUGUUGCUAAAAUUGUGAGGUAAAGUGACUGUAUGAUUAAUCUUUGAUGCUUAAUUAAUAAUGUGUUUUUAAGAGUUUUCAAAGGACGAAAUGUUUAGAAUGUAACUUGUUGGUUUCUUUCAAAGUUAUUUAUGAUGUGAACAAUGUGAUCUAAAAUGGUGUUGAACUUGGGAAAU